CACACACACACACACUCUCGGAGGCUGAAAUGACCAAAUGCAGUCAUGAACUUUUCACUGCUGUCAUGUUUGGUGACGAUCAGACGCUAGCUGCUAGCAGAGGCUAACAGGAAGUGAGUGUGGCACUUUCAGUUGCUCCCUACUUCCUCGUAGUCGUCGUUCAUGUGAACAUGAGUUGUUGUGUGAUGUUGUUUGGUGGAAACAGAAAGAAUAAUGAAUCACAGACGGAGAUGAAACAGCCACAGAGCCUGAAACUGUUACAGAAAGACUGAAAGUAGAUUUAAAGGCAGACCUAAAAUAACUUCCUGCGGGACAUGUCUCCGUUCUGUGACCCAAACAAAGAUGGCAGGUGUGAGCGAUGAGUGUUUACUCUUCGUGCAGCUGUCUCUGGCUGCGUGUGGCGUGGUCACUCUAGAGCUGAACUGAAACCAGGACAGGAAGUCACACGUGGAUGAUACCUGAGCAGCAGGAGAUCUGUGCGCGAUAGACCAGCAGCUCUGCGAGGACGAGAACUCUCUGCUGAGCUUCGAGGCGAUCCGCAGCAUCCACAAGCUGAUGGACGACGACGCCGACGGCACGGUGGACGCGACCGAGACGGACGAGUUUCUCAGGGAGGAUCUGAAGGAUCACAACCCCAAAGCCAAACACAGCAGCUUCCACCGAGCCGACGCCCACAUCAGCGUGGAGGACAUGUGGAACGCCUGGAAGGGCUCCGAAGUCUACAACUGGACGGUGCAGCAGGUGGAGGACUGGCUUGCCAGCGUCGAGCUGCCUCAGUACAGCGAAAGCUUCAGGAGACACCAGCUGGACGGCCAAGCGCUGCCCAGGUUGGCGGUGAAGAACGCGACCCUGACCGUGUCCGUGCUGAAGAUUUUAGACCGGAGUCACGCUCAGAAGCUGCAGCUCAAAGCUCUCGACAUCGUGCUGUUCGGGCCGCCGCCAGGCCAGCAGAGCCGCUGGAAGGACCUGGUGCUGGGUCUGUCCAUCCUGAUGGCGCUUGGCGGCUGCUGGUUCGCCUACGCCCAGACCCGGAAGUCCAGAGACGACCUGGGGAAGCUGGUGAAGGACCUGGAGAGCCUGCAGAGGGCGGAGCAAAGCCUGCUCGACCUGCAGGAGAAGCUGCAGCAGGCUCAAGAGGAGCAGCGCUGCGUCCAGGUGGAGAAGGUGAAGGUGGAGGAGGAGCUGAGGAACGAGAUCAACUCGGCCAAGGAGGAAGCUCUGCGGCUUCGUGAGCUGCGAGAGGGAAACAAGAACGAGCGGAGCCGGCAGAAAUAUGCCGAGGAGGAGCUGGAGCAGGUCCGCAAGGUGCUGAAAAAGGCAGAGCGGGAGCUGGAGUCACGAGCCCACUGGACCCCGCCGGAGGCGCUGCAGAAGUGGCUGCAGCUGACGCACGAAAUCGAAGUUCAGUAUUACAACAUCAAGAAACAGAGCGCUGAGCGGCAGCUGCUACAGGCCAGAGAGGGGGCAGAGAAGAUCAAGAAGAAGAGGAGUUCUCUGUUCGGCACGUUUCACGUGGCUCACAGCUCCUCGCUGGAUGACGUCGAUCACAAGAUCCUCUCUGCCAAACAGGCCCUGGCUGAGGUGACAGCAGCGCUGCGGGAGAAGCUGCACCGCUGGCAGCAGAUCGAGUCUCUGACGGGCUUCUGUUUGGUCACCAAUCCAGGCCUCGGUGCGCUAGCCACCGCCCUCAACCUGGACCCGUCCUUCCUCGGGCUGCGACCUCCGACCCCUCAGCACCUUCUCCUUUCUGAUGACCUAGAUGACAUGGACGAGGACAUCCUUUCUCCGGGGACGCUGCAGUACGCAGCGUGGCAGAUGGACCGGCGAGUCAGCGACCUCUGGCCCCUGAGUGGCAUCGCAGACACCCAGUCAGCGUGGAAACAAUCCGCUCAGAGUGUGAUGCCCCUGCGACAGAGGAUCGGAGACCCCGCCCUGAACACUUUCAGCUCUCAGAGGGACAUCAUGAACCGCUCAGACUCUGACUCCGCCCUCCCGCAGUCUCACAGCGACCCCCGAGGUCAGCACAGCUCAAAGUCCUUCCUCCUGAUGUCCAGGCUCCACCCACUGCAGGACCCGGGCUCCAGGCUGGGUAUGGGAGGUGGAGGAGGAGGUCUAGAGAAGAGCUCCAGCCUCGGGGAGCUGAGGGGCAUCUCUGCUUCCGUCCUCGCCUCCGCCUGCUCCACUCGCUCCCUCUGCAUCACAUCGGACGCUACAGACGGAACCGCCGUCUUCUCGUCGUCCACCUCUUCCAGCUCGUCAGGUAGCGCCCGGGGGGCGGGGCUCCAGGUUCCCACCAGAAAGGGCGGCACGGAGGAAGACGCCGGCGAGGAUAGCGAGUCGUCCGGCAGCCGAAGGAGAAACGCUUUUAACAAGCUCUUCAAGAAGAAACAUGGACGUUACUGAGCAUCACGCCAGGAACCCAAACGCUUUACGCUGCCGCUGGUUUCCCUUCUUUGAUCGUGUCUCUGCAUGACAGCGAAGAUCAGACCUUACAUACCACCAAAGAAAAGACGAGGAGGAGCCGAAACAGGGACGACCAGACCAACCAUCAGCCCCAGUCCAGCAAACUAACACCAACAUCGGCUCCCAGAGUAUUUAAAUGCUGUUGUAGUGGUACUUUUACUGCAGGAACUGCAUCCUGUGUAAAAAGCUGUUUGUGAGUUGAUGACAUUAUUGUCAUGUUUUCACGAUGUUACCAAAGAAAUAUCACGGUUUUGUUUUUUCCUCUGAAAGUGCCUCAGAAGUCCAAAAUCUGCUGUGAGGCAGACUGUGGUUUGUGAUGAAGAUGCCCCAGAGCACUGCAAUGACUGAGCCUCACCUGUACGGAGGCCUGAAGCUGCCAGACUAAACAGAGUCAUGUAAACAGCUCAGUGAAUAGAAUAUUUCUGCCUUUAAAUGUACCAAAAAUAAUAAAUGUUGUGGUCUUAAAGGA
Messenger RNA from Haplochromis burtoni (Burton's mouthbrooder), 2932 nucleotides. It is a transcript of the gene stim1b, whose product is annotated as stromal interaction molecule 1b. Lineage: Eukaryota; Metazoa; Chordata; Actinopteri; Cichliformes; Cichlidae. Gene Ontology annotation, cellular component: plasma membrane; endoplasmic reticulum. The transcript is spliced from 13 exons. The record is from RefSeq and is a predicted model, not a curated record. Gene Ontology annotation, biological process: intracellular calcium ion homeostasis; store-operated calcium entry; activation of store-operated calcium channel activity. Gene Ontology annotation, molecular function: calcium ion binding; protein binding; calcium channel regulator activity. Bases 556 to 2403 code for a protein of 615 amino acids.